GUAUGGAGCGUUGUGGGUUAGGGUUGAGUUGCCCGAUUUGUCACCCGUUGUUCGAGCUUUUCACUGCUUGCGGCCUCAUUGAUCAAUCCUUCAACCCGCAAUCAACACUCUCACCAACUGGCCAGCACUCCUGAACCAACACCCACAAAAGUGCAUUAUUUAUUCAAAUCCCGUCAAAUACCUCGGCCUCGGCUUGAAAUAUGCUCCUCCGCCACGCCAACCCUCAAGACCGAGACCCGGACAUUUUCCUCACCAUGACCUCGCACACGCCCACCCCAGACGAAAACAGCCUUCAAACCCAGCAACACCACGAUGACCACCAAAACGACACCCUAUCCGACAUCUGGGUUGACGACGACGCCGCCGCCACCUAUCAAACCUACCCCUACCCCCAGACCCAGCCCCAGCUUCACUCUCACUCUCACCCUCACCCUCACCACCACCACCCCCCGCACCAAUCCCCAGGCCUAGUAAGCGACAUCCCGCGCCUGUCCCACGCGCACCGCACAGCAGGCUACCGCGACGGCAUCGCGGCGGCCAAGGCGCGCACCGCGCAGGCCGGCUUCGACGAGGGCUACGGGCUGGGCGCGACCGUCGGCGCCCGCGCCGGCCAGCUGCUCGGCGUGCUGGAGGGGCUGGCCGCCGCCGUCGGGCUGCACUCGCUCGCGCUGUCGCCGCACCGCGACGGGCCGCGCUACCGCCAGGGCGAGGCCGAGGCGCGGAGGCUCGCGGCGCUGCUUGCCGAGGCGCGGGCCGAGUUGAGUGUUCGGGGGGUGUUUGCCGGCGAGUACUGGGCUGCGGACGGCACGUGGCGGUAUCCUGUUGCGUCUGCUGGCGGGGCUAGUGGGGAGGGGGUUAACGGGAGUAAUGGUGGUGUUGGUGGUGGUGGUGGUGGUGGUGGUGGGUUUGGGGAGGCGGGCAGUGGGAUGGAGGGGUUGGUGGUGUUUGCGGAUGUGGCGGAGGCGCAUCCGCUGUUGAGGAAGUGGAGCGGGAUUGUGAGGGCCGAGGCGGCGAGGUAUGGGGUGGACUGGGAGGUGUUGAAGGACGAGGUUGGCGAGGCGAGGAGGGACGAGGAAGAGGCCGAGCAGGAGCGGGAAGGGAGGAUGCGGAGGGAGCGAGAGAACCGGCCGGCUGGGAGGGAACGGGAGGCGCUUGCUUGGUGAGGGAGCUAGAAGGACUCGAUGACCACUCGGCGCUGGUCGCCGCUGGAAGAUCGGCGUUGCUGGGUUGGGCGCGCCUUGCGGAAGCUAAGAGCCACCGCUGGCCGGACACUCCGGGGCAGCUGCGAAGAUUAGGCUGUUCAACUCAAGGUUUCUCGGAUGCUGAGCUGGAUGGCACGUUCAUCC
Molecule: messenger RNA, 1346 nt
Organism: Thermothielavioides terrestris NRRL 8126
Lineage: Eukaryota; Fungi; Ascomycota; Sordariomycetes; Sordariales; Chaetomiaceae
Exons: 1
Coding region: 255-1163 (302 amino acids)
Source: RefSeq, a predicted model, not a curated record